Phytophthora sojae is the source of this 1575-nucleotide messenger RNA. RefSeq lists its product as hypothetical. Lineage: Eukaryota; Oomycota; Peronosporomycetes; Peronosporales; Peronosporaceae. The transcript has 3 exons. The record is from RefSeq and is a predicted model, not a curated record. The annotation marks the transcript as partial.
AUGGCUGCGAGCGGAAUCUUCAACGACCUCAAUCUCGUUCUGCAGCUCAACCAGCACAUCCAGGGCGUCCUGACCGAUCUGCAGUCCGUGAGCUACUCGGAGCCGCGCGAAGAUGCGCAGUUCGACCACCAGCGCUCCGUGUUCCUCUCGGUCAGCUCGAGCGACCUCCCGUUCCACCUGCAAGGGGACAAAGACUUCAACGAGGCCAGCGCGAUGGCCAAACGCCGAGCGCUGCGAUUCUCCGAGCUGGUCAAGAACCGCAUUGAGUUUCUGUGGGAGGUGGCGGGCGGGAAGAAGCGGGCGGAGAUGGCCCAGCACAUGCGAAAGCAGCAACUGGAGGAGAACAACAAACAAGGGCGGGAUCGACGAGACCAGCUAAGUGUUCGUCGGGUAGGAGCAGCCAAGGACAUCAAGUCUCUGCUCCCACCCCUGGAAGAACUGGACGAAGAAGACUACAUGGCGCUCAUGCUGCUGAUCUUCAAGGUGCUGCGGGACGAUUUCGUGCUGGAGCUAGCGCACAAGCAGAUCCAGUGCGACUGGGAGGUGGACAGCCACCACGGGAAGACGCUGACCUUCGACCAGUUCUUCGCCGCAGUCUUCGAGCUCGUUGACGUUUGGACGUGCGAUGUGGAGGAGGCCACUUACGAGCGCUUCCUCCACUUGCUCGCGCGGAGAAUAACUCGCCGAGUUGUCGUGUUUCUGGAUGGAGCGGAGUUGAAGCUCGCUCUGUCGGACAACUUUGAGCCCGAAGUCGUGGUGAAGUCCAUCCCGUUACGCACGAUUCCUCGGUUCGUGUCUGUCGUUCACGUUGUCGCUGGUACGGGUAUUUCAACCGUUGGGGACCUGGCGCGAGCAGACCCGAAAGUGGUGGAGCGCGAGCGAGCCGACUUUAUCCAACGGAAGAACGGGGGCGUUCUCCCUGAAGGGCUGAGCGAAAUGCGCAAGAUUGGGCAGGACCUGCAGACGCUCCUCGCCAUGUUCAUAACCAUCGCGCUCCAGUUCGAGAAUCUCAACUACACCCUGGAAAAUAACGUCUUGCGCAGACUGCCGAGCGGAGCUGGCCCUCGCAGCCCUAGCUCCAUCCAACCUCUUCACACGAUUCACGACUUGCAGCUCGCCGAUGCCGGCGUGGUGAAUGCACUGCGCUCGACGUUUUUGAUAGAGAAGGCGAUUUUGAUCGAGCGGCAAACGGAUUUGCCUGUAAUUCGAAGCGAGUUAGUCAAGUUUGGUGUGGAUGUAGCUGCAAUUAAGGGCUCAGACGACGCAGUGAGAGACCGGUACAACGCUCUGUACGACCUGUUGGUGUUGCGAGAUGGCGAGAGCCUGAAAACACUCGCUGCGGUCAUGCUGGAGCAGAUAAAGUUCGAGUUAGGUGUGCAUGGAAUCAUUGUGGAAGACGAGAAAGACGUCGAAGAAGUGUACGAUGGCUUUUACGCGUCUGUAGUGACGGGGACUGGUGAGUCCAUAGUUCAAGAGGCUCAGCGCUGGAUGGAGGGGGCAGUACAAGGCAACAAGGUCAAUGACUACAUCCAGCACGAUUUCCACGAGCUCAAAUCGAUUGACGAGGUAAAACUU